Messenger RNA from Cervus elaphus (red deer), 5540 nucleotides. RefSeq names its product coiled-coil domain containing 180 (gene CCDC180). The coding region runs from base 463 to 5316 and encodes 1617 amino acids. Lineage: Eukaryota; Metazoa; Chordata; Mammalia; Artiodactyla; Cervidae. The record is from RefSeq and is a predicted model, not a curated record. The transcript has 38 exons.
GUUGAGGUAGGACGCGGCCCGGCUGGCUGGAGUGCUACUUUCUGCCGGUGUGGCCGCAGCCGGGCGCCUGAACACAGGGCCUCGCUGCAGGCGGGGCUGAGAGGGCCUGUCCUGAGACCGCCGCCCUCCGCGGGGGGCUUGGGGCAGGCGUGAGAGGAGGGGGCUGCGCUUCCCAGCACUCAGUAGGUGCGGAGGUGGCGUAGGCGGCCUCGGACAGCUCCCUCCUACCCAAGUGUCCGUUUUGGGGAGGGGGGUGCGGCGGCGGAGGUCCUCGAACGGCUUCCAGCGCCAGUCAGGAGUUCAAGGCCAGGCUGAAAUCUGCGUUGACUCUUCCCCGAAGAGUUUGAAAGAGUGAAGUACAAAACAGUAACCGUCAUUCUUUGCCCUCAGCGUCAAUCUCGAAUUUGCGCCGGGCGCGUGGCUGGGAGCCCAGCCUUCUCGGGGGUCCCGCUCGAGGCCAAGAUGUCUUCCGUGGGGAAGGUGACCCAGAUUCCCAGCGGGAAGGUCUACCAGCAGAUCUUCGAGGCUGAGGUGCAGCUGGUCCGCUCCCUGGCAUCCUCUAGGAAGCGAGCUGUGGAGCGUUCCAUGAUCCCAAAGGAUGGCAAGAAGCCCUUGAUGAAGAAGGUGGAUGUUCGUGAAGGCGAGAUGGUGUCUCCUCGGCAACAGAAGUGGAUGCGCAGCCUACCCAAUGACUGGACCACAGAAAACCCUGUUCUCUACAGGGAAAAGGAAAUAGCCAAAAAGGAAAAAGCUCAAGAGAGUGAGAACACCAUCGCCGCCAGAGAAGUCCGGGGCCUCACGGAUACCAUUGUUCCUGAGAGGAUCAGCACCACCACCUUUCAAAAGCAAGGAGAUAACAAGAGGAGGGCCUACGAGAGUGCCCUGGCGAGCUUUAAGGAGGAGAUCGCUCGGAUCGGGAUGGAAAUGGAACCUCUCAUCUUGGAACCAGGAGCACUUCUUUUAAAAAAGCUGGCUGAGUCUGAAGAGGAUGUCGACAAUCUCUUCAGAAAGGUGGAAAACGACAGCAACCUCGAAGACUACACCAUCCAAACCCUGUUGGAGCUGAGGGAUCAGGUGGCCGAGAAGUUCCUGCUGCAGAAGCAGGAGAUCAAGGAGCUGGAUGAGACGCUGCACUCACUUGAGUUCUCCCGGGUAGAUAAACUAAAAAGCGUGUUGAAGAAAUAUGUGGAAAUCAUAGAGAAAACUUCCUACCUCAUGCAGCCCGACGUAUAUAGGCUGAUCAAUAAAGAAGCCAUGAUCAUAAACCGCGCCCUGCUGGGCAACCGGAGGGCCCUUGCCCAGCUGUUCGUCAACCUGAUGGAGGCCAGGCUGCAGCAGGAGCUUGAUAGCCACCGCCGCUGGCAGUGCCUGAUGGACGCCUGGAAGGCGCUCAAGAAGGACAGCCUGGUGCAGGCGUUCAGUGAGUUCAUGGCCAGUGAGAAGAUCCAGACUCCUCCGGCUGUGAAGAAGGAGCUUGAGACCAUGAUGAAGGACCAGAGCAUCCUGCAGCAGAAGCGCCUGGACCACCUGUGCACCAUCUGUGACCUCCUGCCCCCCAAUUACAGCAAAGCUCAGCUGAUGGAAUGGCAUUCUUCUCUCAACUCGUUGAACAAGCACCUCGACGCCUACCACAUGGACUGCAUGAUGCGGAUCCGCUUGCAGUAUGAGAAGAUCUGGCAGGAGUGCCUCGCCCAAGUGCAGACGUGCAGGAAGCAGCUGCUGGACUGGAAGGCCUUCACUGAGGAGGAGGCAGAGAGCCUGGUGAGCCCGUCCUUCUUCCAGAUGGUGGGAAGUCUCCAGAGCAAGGUGGAGGAGGAGCUGGAGGCCUUGGACAAAUCCUUCGAGAUCGUGGCAAAGCAGACAGAGCAGCAGAGCUCAGACCUCUUCAGCUACUUCCAGGAGGCCGUGAGCCUGUGGGAGACACAUCAGAGUGUGCUGCUGACGCAGGAGCUGGAGCUCGAGAAGAGGAUGGAGCAGCAACGGCAGAAGGACAGGCGGGAGAACCAGGCCCAGGAGGCUCACCUUGACAAGCUCUUGGACCAACUGAGGCAGCAAAGCUAUGAGAAUAACCUGAAGUCACACCUGGAAAAGGCCAAGGAUUUUCUGAAGAAUAUGAAAUGCAGGUACGAGGCUUUCCAUGGCCUCCUGACCAAGGAGGUGGUGGGGUACCCAGUGACCACGCUGAAGGAACUCAGCUCCUACAGCUCCCGCCUCAGCCGACACUUCUGUGUGCGUGAAAUCUUUGAACAGAACCUGGAGGGAGAAGUCAUUUUCCAGUUGAGGGAACCAGAACCACAUGAAAAGCAGUUCCAGAAGAGAACGGGAAGUCCGAGAGGAAAACGAAGGUUCAAAGCAAAUACGCGCAAACGUGACAGAAGCGGCAGGAGGAGGAGGAGUUUCCUCAAGCCAGCAGAAGAGAUAGAAGAAGAAGAAGAUCAAGAGGUCGAGUCCUCCACCACACAAGAGGUGGUCAUGAGCCCACAGAAGUCCGUACUGAGUGAAGAGACGGAUGAGUCCAGGGAGGACUCUAUUCCAGGACUGGAAGAGACACAGGUUGACAGAGACAGCUCCUUGAGAUCACCCCCAAACCAGGCCAGUGUGCUGGUUCACGAAGAAGAAGAGGAAGAGAAGAAGAAGGUGGAGGAGGAGAGGGAGGAGGAGGAGGAAGAGGAGGAGGAGGAGGAAGAGGAGGAGGAGGAGGAGCAGAGGAGCUCAUCUGUGGAUGAGGUCAAAGCCCAGGAGGAGAGUCUAGGGGAGAUCUCCCAGGAGGAGAUGGAGUUCUUCACAACCUCUAGUGGGAACACUUACUUUGUUUUCCUACCCCUGAAACAAGAAGAGAACAGCAAGACACCCCAUUCCAACCUUCCUGCCAUUUUCUUCAAGGACAUUUCCAGUGCCAGGGUCUUAGAAGAAGUGAUCAUUCCAUCCAGACUAGUUUUAGAGAUUAAGAAACAGCUUCGAACUGGCUUUUUUGAGCACUUGGAGAAAUGGUUUGACCAAUGUGCCCUCAAUGCUCGGGUCAUCAUGGCCAGGAAGAUUGAUGAACUGGAUUCAGAACUGGAGCUGCGUCUGCACCUGCACCAGCCAAGAGCCCAGCGCAUUGAGAAGGACAUCCACAACGUCAGGGCAGCUGAACUCUUGCUUCACCAAGAACGGCUGGACAGCCACUGUGCAGGGGUGAUGGAGACACUGAGGAAGGAGAGGAUGAUGUUCUGCCAGUUCCAAGAAGAGCAAAACCUGAAGAGCAAACACUUCCGCCGCAAGAUUUCUGACAUGGAGCACAUCUUCUUGAACGCCACCAAGAGCCAGAAGCUGGCGACCCUCAGCAGCACUCUGCACCGGGAGCUGCUCAGCUAUGUCGACGUCAUCCAGGUGUCCCUGCGCAGCUUCCGCCAGUACCUGGGAGAGAGCCUGGGCAAGCUGCGCGACACCAACAUUGAGUUCAUCAAGCGCUGCAGAUUGUUUUCAGAGGGAGGCAACUUUUCUUCUGAAGAAAUUGACUCGCUGUGUCAUCGACUAGAGAAGGAAGCUGCCCGGAUAGAGUUUGUUGAAAAUUUAAUCAUGAUCAACAUGGAAAAGAUGGAGAGCGAUUACCUGGACCAGGCUAAUGAGUUCAUCAGCAAGUUUGAAAGUAAAUUCCAUAACCUGUCCGUGGACCUUAUUUUCAUAGAGAAAAUCCAGCGCUUGCUGACAAAUCUGCAAGUAAACAUCAAGUGUGAGGUAGCAAAAUCCAAUUUGCAGACAGAGGGAUUAAAUUCUUCUCUAGAACAGCUUCAAAGCAAGGUACAGAUGUGCCGAAGCUCAAAAGGGGAUAAACAAGUGGUGAGCACAGAAGACCUCCUUGGCCUUAUUCGAACUUGGAAAGAAAAACUGAGCCAAAGGAUUGAGUAUCUCAACUGCAAGCUGGACAUGAUAUCCAUGACUCACCUGGUCUUUUCCGACAACGUCUUGACUGACCUGGAGGUAGACAGUGACAUCUUGUUAUCUUCAGAAGUCUAUGAAGAAGAGGCUAAGGCAGACAUAGUCACCCCUGAGUCCUUUGCCCAGCCAAGCCGCAUGGGGAAGUCCAUGAUUGAAGACCCAGCUGUGGAGGUGGUCAAGAGGAUCCUGCAGUUUCCCGACUCGAAGUCCUCAACCCAUCAGUGUGACAAAGAACGGUCCCAGACAGCCUUGAGGCGACUCCGGAACCGAGCGGAGCACUCCCUGAAGAAGGCCGUGUCCAUCGCCAGUGCCACCUCGGCAGCCAGCGUCACGAGGUACACCAAGCCCAACCGACUGGAUAGAAAGUACCAGGUGCUCGGCGACAGGCCUCCUCCGGCGGAGGAUUUUAAAGGCAUCAUCCUGAGCCUCCUCUGGGAGAGCAACGAGCUCCUGCUGACGGUCGUGGAGGAGUAUUACCGCAAAGAUAAACGCUCAGUCGCCAGGCCCGACUGCAUGUAUGAGACCUUCGACCAGUGCGCGGAGAACAUCUGCAGGAAGAUCCUGGAGUACCACAGCCAGGCAGACGAUUACCACAACUCCUGCCUCAUAGAAUUACGGGCCCAGAUGAGGAGAUUUGAGGAGCUUCUGCCCCAGGCGUGUUGGCUGGUGAUGGAGAAUUUCAGGGAGCACCACUGGAAAAAAUGCUGCGCCUCCACCAAAGAUAUCCGAAGACAGUUCUUGAAUCACCAGGAACAGCUGGAGAAAAGGAAGGAUGAAAAUGCCCAGAAGCUCCACCCGAAUCUCGGACACCCUGCGCAGCUCCAGGAUAUGGAGUCUCUCUGUCAAGUGGAAGAGGAGAGGCAGGGAGAUCUGGACAGCUUGAUUGUGGUAACCAAGGAGAAGCUGGAGGAAUGCACACGGAAGUACGCCCGGUUUUUCAUAGCCAGCUUGGCCACCUUCACCGAGAAGUUCCUGCUGCAGUUGGAUGAGGUGGUCACCAUUGACGAUGUCCAGGUUGCAAAGAUGGAGCCACCCAAACAGAAAACCUCAAUCCUAAUACGGAGGAAACUGGCCGGGCUGUCCCUGGAGGAAGAGAGUGAGAAGCCCCUGAUUGAACGGGGGAGCAGAAAGUGGCCAGGAAUCAAACCUACUGAGGUCACCAUCCAAAACAAGAUUCUCCUCCGGAAAACGCCAUGUAUCACAACCACCAAAACGACCCUGGGCCACCUGGCAUCCGUGGAAGCCCGAGAUGCCGUCUACCUGAAAUAUUUAGCGUCAUUUGAAGAGGAGCUGAAGAAGGUCCAGGAGGACAACGCGCUGCAGGUGAAAGAGGCUCAGCGCUGGAAGGACAGCUGGAGACACUCCGUGAACAUCAUCCAGGGCCUGUACUUGUGACACUCUCAACCCUCCUUCAAUAAAUGGCUUAUUUUGUGUGGAUUCCUCAUCCUUCUACCCACCCUUCCAUCCAUCCGUCUCUGCCCAGGGCUGUAGCCUCACAGUGAUGAAGACAUGGCCUAGUUCCUGCCCACACGGAGAUUACUUCCAAUGAGGAAGACAGAGGUGAAAGGGGGCAUUCCACCUGAUCAGCCAGGAUGGUGGAUAACAGGGGUGGGUGACUU